AUGGAAAAUCUGAAAGAUUUCAUUACAAAAAUCUUAAAAAACGACACUUCAAUCGAUUACUCGUCUGUUAAGCUGAAUCUUGAUACUUUGGAUGGGUUUGAUGAUUUUCUUACCUCUUGCUUUGUUGUCAAGAAUGAAAUACACAUUAAUUUACCGAAUAUAGUAACCUCACCUUCGAGUAGACUGUCCUCCCCUAAAAAACUAGAUAAACCACAAGAUACCGAAGAUGGGAUAAAUUACGGCCUAGAACAUAGCGCAAUUAUAGACCACUGUAUAUUGUAUCUCUUAGAAGCAAAACUCUUCAAUAAUAUCAUAACUCUGGGUUAUUCAAUUGCAAGAAAUGAUCAAGUGAAUUCCAUACUGCAUUGUAACUCAAUUAACACAAAUGUAAACAAUAUUAAAAGAAACCCAAAUUGGAAACGACUACACCAUUUAAUAGACACAACAAAUUUUCUAAACCUUUUAUUAAAUUAUUCUAUUUUUCAAUGGACGACCGACGACCAACCACUCACUCAGAUUGUCGGAAAUAGAUUGAAUUUACCCCACAAACCUCCAAUGUGGUAUCAGAAACAAGUCGAUUCUCUAAGAAGUGACAAGAACCCCAUGAUUGGAAAUUCCUCCUUCCUGCACAAAUCUGCAACUAAUUAUAAACCAAUGCAUAUCUUGCCUAAAGAUCCACCCAAUCGAAUAUAUUCAGUAAUCUUUGAGGCACCCUCUUUAGCAUCUACAAAUAAUAAAAUUUCCAAAAAGCUUCGGCACAUCCUUUGCCAUCAUAUUGCAAAAAUGUUAUCUAAUCAUCAACAGAAAAUAAAGUACAUGAGAAUAUAUAACAAAAUUUGUCCUAAAACAAAUACUCGUAAUUCAAAAUCGCAUUUAGAUUCACAGAUAAAAAUAUCCGAAAUCACAAGGUUUUUAAUUAUAAUAUUGGAGAAACUGAUACCGUCCGAAUUAUUAGGUUCCAAAAGAAAUAAAUCUAAGCUUUUUAAAAUGGUUCCAAUGAUUUUGAGCUUCCCAGGAAAUACUACAAUCGAAUUUGGUAGAUAUGCUUUAAAGAAUUUCAAAGUGAAAGAUUUAGCAAUCUCUCUUCUGAAACGCUCUACGAUAACUAGAGAUUAUUUCGAGGUCUUAACUCAAGUACAGCAUUGUUUUGUCCUUUGGACGCUCACCAACCUUAUUCCCAAAAUCUUAUCUACAUUCUUCUACUGUACAGAAAUCUCAUCUACAACUAAUGUAAUCUAUUUUAGGCAUGAUGUAUGGAAUGAAUUAACAGCCCCAUUUAUGUCAACUUACUUUGAAAAAUAUUUGGUAGAAAAUAUUUCGUGCAGGAAUCAUAAUAGUUAUACGCUAUCUGAGUUCAACCAUAGUAAACUUCGAUUAAUACCGAAAAAAGCAUCACAUGAAUAUAGAGUCAUAGCCGUUCCAUGUAAAGGAGCUGACCAUGAAGAAAAUAUUAUUUAUAAGGAUAACAUGAGAUCAGUUAUCGCCCCAGUCAAAUCAAUACUUGAAUAUAUUCGAAACAAAAUUGAACAUAAAAAUUUUAAAAAAUUAUAUUGCAUUCAACAUAUAGCCAAGUUUGUCAAAAAUUUUAAAUUUUCAUUAUUAAUGAAAUAUGGCACUCUCCCUGAAUUAUUUUUAUUGAAGUUUGAUAUGGCUUCAUGUUAUGAUUCAAUACCAAGGAAUACAGCAAUGGAUUUGAUCAAAAAACGUAUGGAGGAAGAGAAUGGAUUUUUCGUAAGAUCUCAAUCGUUUUUCAAUUUAAAGACACAGGAUUUACAAGUAAGAAAUGUAGUAAACGGUUCAUCACCUUUCCUCAAUGGUACUCACAGCUCUUCUGACUUGGUAUUCAUUGAUAAUGUUAAGACAAUGCAUUUCUCAAUUGAUGAUGUCCUGAAAGUUUUAGAGAUGGAAUUAUUCAAAACGUGCUUAUGGAUAGGUUCAAAAUGUUAUCUUAGAAAAGAUGGUCUAUUUCAGGGAUCAAGUCUUUCCGGGUUGGUUGUUGAUAUUAUGUAUGAUGACCUCCUGGAGAAUUAUGAUGAAUUCAAAAAAAGACCAGGUCAUGAUAACUUAAUUUUACGAUUGGCCGAUGAUUUUUUAAUUAUAUCAACAGACAAAUCACAGAUUAUUGACAUAAAAGAUCUGGCCAUGACAGGAUUCAACAAAUAUAAUGCAAAUGUAAAAGCUGAAAAAAUCGUCACAGUUAGCUCACAAUCUAAUCAUACUGAUAUUAUUCAAUUUUGCGCAUUGAAUAUCCACGUUGAAAAAUUAGAGAUUUGGAAAGAUUAUACCACCUUCAAUGUUCCUUUAAUUAGGAGCCGUUCACAAGCAAAUAUGUUCUAUAGACUGCAGUCAUUAUUCGAAUUGAGGUUAUCAUACCGAACUACAGAUCUUUACUUAAACUCUUUAAAGACAGUGCUUAAACAAGUCGACUAUAUAUCUAGAAAUAUGGCAGAUGUUUUCCUUGAGGCAAUGAAAUAUGAACUGAAUGUAGAAACUAAACUGUUUGCCGACUUUACUACUUACCUAAGUAAGGCCAUUAUUCAUAAAGCAUGUUUUGGCUUACGGAAAAAGGCUACCAACAAACUUGAAGCCAAAAUCCGUUCAAAAAUCUUGAAGGCAUUUUUUGUCACGAUAUCGAAGAGACAGACUAAAUUUCAGAAUAUUAUUAAAUAUUUGAAGAGUGAAUUGAAGCCAUUUUUAUCGGGUGAUGAAAUUUAUCACAGGCAAUGA
Messenger RNA from Naumovozyma dairenensis CBS 421, 2727 nucleotides. It is a transcript of the gene EST2, whose product is annotated as telomerase reverse transcriptase. NCBI's taxonomy places the organism in Eukaryota, Fungi, Ascomycota, Saccharomycetes, Saccharomycetales, Saccharomycetaceae. The coding region runs from base 1 to 2727 and encodes 908 amino acids. Gene Ontology annotation, molecular function: telomeric repeat DNA binding; telomerase RNA binding. Gene Ontology annotation, biological process: telomere maintenance via telomerase. The record is from RefSeq and is a predicted model, not a curated record. Gene Ontology annotation, cellular component: telomerase catalytic core complex. The transcript has a single exon.